Messenger RNA from Hypoxylon fragiforme, 2310 nucleotides. Its product is annotated as HET-domain-containing protein. Gene Ontology annotation, molecular function: protein binding. Lineage: Eukaryota; Fungi; Ascomycota; Sordariomycetes; Xylariales; Hypoxylaceae. Bases 1 to 2310 code for a protein of 769 amino acids. The transcript has a single exon. The record is from RefSeq and is a predicted model, not a curated record.
AUGAGCACCUCAAUAUACCAACCCCUCGAUUCCGAGGCGGGCGAGAUCAGGCUCCUCGAGCUCUCCGCCGCGCCCGAGCUAUCUUCGCCCAUCGAAUGCACGCUGCACCCCGUGCAUCUCAGCUCAUCACCCUACUACGAGGCGCUCUCGUACACGUGGGGCGGCCCAGGCGCCGGGCAGACCAUCACGCUCAACGGCGUGACGUUUCCCGUCUUCGAGAACCUGGAGGCCGUUCUCCGCCACCUGAGAUACGGAAAGCAGCCCCGCACGCUGUGGAUCGACGCCAUAUGCAUUAAUCAGGACGACCUGGCGGAGCGCGGCGCGCAGGUGAAGCUGAUGCGCGCGGUCUACGAGUCGGCGGCGAGCGUCGCGGUGUGGCUGGGUGAGCUGAGCCUAGGGGCCGAGCUCGGCCUGAACCGGCUCGCUACGACGAACAAUAUUGCGCGGAAUAACAGGAACCGCGAUAGACAUUGGGCGAUUGAGAAAGAACUGUUCGGUAACGACGGCGGGGCGGCAGCGGAGACUGGCUCCUGGUUCUCUCCGACGGCCGACCGGCAGAGGACCGAGCUGGAGAAAGACGAGAUCCGCGAGUUGAUGUGUCGGCCGUGGUGGAGCCGGGUUUGGAUCAUCCAGGAGGCGGUUCUGGCUCGGAAACUCAAGAUUCUCUGCGGCGACUGGGAGGUGGAGUGGGAGAGGCUGAUCGCCGAGACGAAGGAGGAGAAUAUUGCCGUUAAGCAGGUUGCGCUGACCCGGAUUAUGCACCCGGAACUCUUGUCCUUCGCGGACAGCACUUUUGACGACAUUAAUUUCAUGAGGCAGAAGUGGUCGGAGAGCAGUACGGGAAAUGCUGGGAACAACCUCUACGACCUGCUGUAUAGGCUUCGCCGUCUGGCCUGUACUGAUCCCCGAGAUAGGAUUUUUGGGUUCUUAGGACUCUUGCCUCCGGAGACGGGGUCCAUUUUGGACCCGGACUACUCACGUCCUGUUACGGAGAUCUAUACCCGCUUUUGCAGGGCUGUCAUACUUAAAAUGGGAACAUUGGAUAUUAUCAACUGUGUUCGCUAUUGGCGCGGAGUGGCUAAGCCCGUCGUUAAUUCGCGCGUUUAUAGCGUGUAUGAGCGAGCACGAUACCAUGACACAUCCGUGAUGGUGCAGGACGAGGAAGACGAGAAGCCAAGCAAGGGAUCAGUAAGACUACCAGAAGGAUGGGAGCGCUGCUUGGAUGAAGGUGUUGUCACGUAUUUCGACCAUCGAACACAGACUCGGCAUCAUGAAAGUCCCAUGGCCGGGAAAGUCCACCCGCCGGCAAACCGAAUAGUUCGGCAGACGUGCCCUAAGGGAUGCGACAAGACCUGGGACAAUCUGGGGAGAGCAUCUAUAAAGUUUGGGUUACUAGACGAAAAAGAGCCACCGAGGUUUGACGACUCCCAAUUCCCGGAUCUUCCCUCAUGGGUACCGAACUGGGCUGCACGAACAAGCCAAGAUCCAAACCCUCUACUCGAAUGGGGCAAGAAAGCGGGCGAAGCUGGUGCUUUUCGCGCAGCCAGGCAGUCUUACGCGGAGGUGUCGGCAGAUCUCGACGACAAGAUUCUCUCACUCGCCGGCAUGGAAUUCGACACGAUCACGGAAAUUUCUCCACCGUGGCAUCCCAAAUCCGAGACACCACCAUUAUCUCGAUGGGGAAUCACAGAACUUGAAGAGUGGUCCUCUAUUGCACUGCGGGACCGGUCUCCUUGCCCAUACGGAGGUAAGAAAGGCCGGCUCGAGGCCUUUUGGAGAACACACAUUGGCGACUAUCCCGGAGAAGGCGCAGCUCCUUCGGCCGACCGCAUAUAUGUCGACUUGUGGUUCGACGAGGAAGGAUGGGUAUCGUCUAUCGGAGAGAUCGAACCGCUGGAUAGCUUCUCGCUUGGCGGAACGGAAGGCACAACAUAUGCGGCAAGAGUCUUGUACGAGCAAUGGAGAAAGAUAAACGGCAAGGGGAGGUUUUUCAAUAAGCUUCGUGAGGUGUGGGAUGUGUGGGCGGUCUCUAGGCACUACGUGCCGUAUCUCCAACGUUUGUACGAUACAUGUGCUCACCGCGCACUCUUUGUGACAUCCAAAGGGUAUAUUGGAUUGGCUCCCUGGAAUGCUCAAGUUGGGGAUAAAAUAUGUUUGCUGAGCGGUGGGAAGACUCCUUUCUUACUGAGAGAGACUGCGGAAAGUGGUCAGUACUAUUUCGUAGGGGAAUGUUAUGUUUAUGGGAUAAUGGGAGGUGAAGGUUGGGUGGAAGACAAGGGGAUGGACCUAGAGACUUUUCAGAUUUCUUAA